GCGGUCUCUGCAGUGGUCGGGACAGGCGCUGCCUUUGGUGGAGCAGGCUCUGCCUGAGGACGGACUGUCGCUCUCACAUCGUCUCCUGCCGCUGCACUCGGGUGUUCCGAUGAUGCACGUUCGGGAGCAUGCUCAACCGAUCGGCGAUCCUUCACCUCGUUCUUCGGGACCAGCGCGCCAGGACGCAUCCACGAACUCAUCUCAGUGGAGCGGCGGCAAUAGCACACCUACUCUCAACUGCGGCCAGCGCGUGACUGACGAUGGUGGCCCUGGCGGCCGCGCCCGGAACUAUUUUUACUAUCGCAACUCACUUGUUACUCGCGGAAACAAAGCGCUUCUGGCGGCCGGCGUGGAACUAAGUUGACAGCUGCGUUUCAGCUGAAGGCCUGAUAAACUGCGGGACACAGUGACGUUCACAUAGUAUGCAAACACUUAACUCCUACGCACUAACACGUAAGAGGUGGCGUGUCGGAGCUACGUUUGUGAUUAGAUUAGAUUAGAUUCAAUUUUCAUUCCAGAGAUCCAAAAAUGAGAUGAUUCUCGCAGGUGUGGAACAAGUCAGUUUCUGCAUGCCAUUCUUGACAUCCAUCAGUACGGACAAUGCUAACAAUGCCUGCAAGAAUCUCUGACAACUUCAUCACCAGAAUCUUCCAACUGCAAGGCAUCUGAAGGCAGACAGCAGAAAAAUGGCUUCACAACCUGAGCGUAGUGGUGGGUGCUAUAUGGCUGGUGAAGAUGUUGAAGUGUGUCGGAACUGUUCACCACCUGGACCACCACCUCCGACUGCCAAUUCUGCUCCGCAAAAUGUUGGGCACACACAUUCCCAUUCAGAUAUAUCAGCUACUAAUUUGAAUACUCAGCAGUUGGAAAUUGCAGUUUCUGAUGCAGUGCAUGACACCUGGUGUCCAAGCAUUGAUGACUUACCAGAUGAGAUUCUGAUAAAGAUCUUCUCUUACAUGUCUUUCAGUGAACUCGUAGAUGUGGUACAGAAAGUGUGCUCUCGUUGGAGAAGGCUAUCCCAAGAUUUGGAGUUGUGGGCUGACAAGGAGUACCAUAUUAGAGACUCGAGUGCAAUAGAUUCGGACAGCUGUAAGGGUGGCAUGACUGACCGGGAGGCAAUACAGACAUUCUGCGACACCCCAAACCUGCGAAUUGUGUGCAUGCGGCGCGGUGCCACGUCCCGUGUCUUCCGUGCUCUCUACAACAAUUGCCAGAAGCUCUCGGAGCUGCAGAUGCAUGUCACCCAAAAACUGAGCUACUCUGUGCUGAAGAAUUUGGUCGAGAAGUGCUCCAGAAUACAUACGCUGAGGAUACCCAGUGAACUGCUGAAGUCGGAGAAAUUUUCGGAGGCAGUGUCUCAUCUGCAGCACCUCCGUGUGCUGAAUGUGGUCCUACGCUUCACAAAAAGCACUCCCGUACUGCGACCCUUGGGGGACGGGUGCCCGCAACUGGCCGAGGUUGACUUGAGAUCCACAGUUGUUGAUAUGGACGAUCUGAGAUGCUUUCUAAAUGCCAAGAGGAACACCCUUAAGUCCAUACGCAUAAAAUGGACAAUGGCUGGAAAAAAGUGUGUUCUACCAUUGCUGACAGUCUGUGCUGACAGCUUGGAGUGUCUGCAACUUUACGGUUAUGACAUAGUCCGCGAUGACGCGAGGGAGGCUUUUACUGCCCUGGGACGUCUGAAGAACUUGAAGGUACUUAAGAUGGCGAUCAUCAAACCGGCACCACCAGGCACAGCUGCUCUGGCAUUUACGGACGGUGGACUGCCAAAACUGAGGCUUCUGGACCUACGAGGAGGCUACGGUCUGGAUGAUGACACAGUAAUUGCCAUCAGUCGCGGGUGUCCCGCUUUGCGGGAACUCAUUGUCAGAGGUUGUCAUUUGCUAUCUGAUGCCGCCUUCUCUCAGAUCUACCAUUUGGAACAGCUUGAAAUACUGGACGUAUCGCGCUGCAGAGGUCUCGAUGGAGCCCUGGUCCCGUACCUUGCUGGGUUACCACGACUUCACACAUUGCUUAUGGAAAAUAUGGAUUUUCCAAAGUUGCAACCAGGUCUGAGCAGUAUCCUUGAAAUGUCCAGUUUGCGCUGCCUGAAACUCGACCAUUCCCUUGUUACUGGAGUGCCAUUUGAUAAGUUUCCAGGAAAGCUUGUCGGUCUCAGGGACCUGAGUAUUGCCUGGUGUCGAGGAGACCUUAAAGCUACAGAUGGGCUGGCCGAGUGGAUGCCCAAUCUUGAAAUCCAUGGCAAAGCUGAAGUAGAGGAACAUACUGUAGGCACAGAGGAACUUGAGAGUGGGGCAACAGUAUGGAGAUUGACAAAGACUGUGAUUGUGACAAUAGCAGUAACAUUGAUAGUGACAGUGAUAACAUUAUGUGGGAUGAAAGUGGUAAAUCUCUUAUCUUCCUAGAGGAUGUACAAAAGUGAUGUGAUAUUUAUAGGGAACUACAACUCUCAAUACUGGUAGCAUUUCAGUUGGAACUGUGUAACUCGACCAGAAUUUGAUACUCCCCAACUGUCAUUACUGGAACAUAUGUCAUAGUGGACUGCCGAAUGCUGUGAAACUAGUCAUGUAUUUCUGUAACAUUGUGAUUACAUUGGCUUUUCUGUAAAGUCAUGCUAACAGUGGCAAAAACUCUUCUGAAGAAAGGUAAUUGUAAAUCAUUUAGGAAAUGUGUUGUUGCAGAUUAAUUCAUGUACAUCACUGUUGUUUGAGCUUCCACUGUAAUUACAAUGGAAGUCCCAUCUUCAAUUUUUAACCUUAUAAAUAAAAAAAUAAUUUUAAAUUCAGUGCAUUAAUGUGAUCUUAGUAAAUGAGAGUUGUAAAAUGACCCUUUCAUAUAGCGUUCAAAAAAAAAAAAAAAAAAAAAAAAAAAAGGUACAUUAGCUUAUUUGUUUUUGUUGUAAAUAUUUGUCAUGUAUUGUUGUUUUGCAUUAUUAGCCUUACUACCAGAUUUCAUUGUCAGCCUUGUUGUGUUUUUGUGUGUGCUGUUUAUGGGAUGUUCCAGUUUUUUGAAUUUUUUUUGUUUACGUACCUGUGCCAAAGAAGAAAGUUCUAGUGAACCAUGGACAGAAACAUCACCUCCCUGUUGUAAGCCUAAAACGGGCAAGACAACCCAACCAUAUGUGAUGUUUUAAUUGAAUGGAAUGAGGCACUGAGAAUGAUAAGAGCCCAAAACACAAAAACAAAGUUUUGAGAAGAAUAGAUGUUUAUGAAAAUCAAAUUUGUAAGUAAAUCACCACUCUCAUAGGUCUGAACUGUUUUUAAGGUUCCGUGCUUCAAUCGGUAAAAGCAGAGCCUGGGAGAAUUGCCUUGGUGUCUGUGUCUGUCCAACUGCUGUCCAGAACCCUUUAUCUCUUGAAGAGGUUGGCAUAUCAAAUUCAAAUUUGUCACUUACCAAGACCUGUGGUCCCUUGGCAGUGUAAAAAAUUUAAGCUUCUAAGUUCAUUCAGUCAAAAGAUAAGGCCACUUUAGAACAGUCCUACAUACAAACAUAAAAUGCAAGUUUUAGUCAUGUUUUGGUAAGUAAAUAAAAUCAUUAUAUUAAAUCUUUUACAUCUACUUGUAUGAACUGAAGCCCACUACUGUGGAGAUUUUGAUACAGUCUUGGAAUUCCCGGAACUGCUGUCUUGCCAGUAUCUACAAGGGUCAUUUGAAAAGUCCAUGCAAAGUCUGAGAGAUGGCACCACUGGUGCUAUCGAGGUCAUGUUUAGUGAGUAGCAUCUUUGGAAAGAACGCAUACGAAGUUUCAACCAUAUUGGUCUAUUUCUUUGUGUUUGGCAUUCAUGUGAAUCAAGGAAGUUGAGUGAUUGUCAAAAAAUGGACGAAAAAGAAUUUUGUGUGGUGAUUAAACAUUACUUUAUGAAAGGCAAAAUGCCUCAGGAGGCUAAAGAGAAGCUUGAUAAACAUUACGGUGACUCUGCACCUUCCGUCGCCAUAUGGGCACAAGUGAUGCUGAACAUUCUGGAUGCCCCGUGGAGGUUACGAAUCCGGAAAUCAUUGAUAAAAUCAAUGGAUGACAGAAGAGUUAAGGUGUGUGAGACUGCUAGUGCUGUGCAUCUCGAACAGGUACAUAACAUUUUGCAUAAACAUUUGGACAUGAGAAAGCUAUUCGCAAGAUGGAUUCUGUGACUGCUCACACUUGACCAAAAACGGAAUCGUGUGAAGUGUUGCAAGGAUGGUUCGCAGCUGUUCAGGAAGAACCUGCAUUACUUUAAGCAUCAUUUAACACUGUGGAUGAAACAAGGAUACAUUACCAUACUCCUGAGACCAAACAACGAUCUAAACAAUGGGUUACCAAGGGAGAAUCUGCACCAAAAAAGGCGAAGACUAUUCCUUCGGCCAGAAAGGUUAUGGUGCCUGUCUUUUGGGAUUGGCAAGGGAUAAUCCUCAUCGAUUAUCUGGAAAAGGGUAAAACUAUUACAGCUGAAUAUUAUUCAAAACCGAGUUGCAAGAAAAAUGCUAGCGAUUGGACUGCAAAAAAGUCGUUUUCUAUCACUACAGUGCACCAGCACACACCUCAGCAGUUGUGGUCGCAGAAUUAAUGGAAAUAGGAUUCCAACUCAUUUCACAUCCUCCCUAUUCUCCAGACUUGGUUCCCUUGGGCUUCUGUUUGUUCCCCAAUUUGAAGACAUGUCUGGCGGGACAAAGAUUUUAUUGAAACGAGGAGGUGAUUGCAGCAACUAAUAGCUAUUUUGCUGUCUUGGACAAUUCCUAUUAUUGGAAGGGAUCAACAAAUUAGAACAGCAUUGGAUGAAGUGUAUAAGUCUAAAAGGAGACUAUGUCAAAAAAUAAAAAAGGCUUACCCCAAACACGUAAGUUUUUUUUUAUUUUAUUUAUUUUUUUUUUUCCCCCAGACAUUUCAAACGCCCCUCAUACAUAAAAAUUCUCAAGAUGGAUGAACUAUAUUUAUAUACAUAAUGAAGUUUGAGUGGAACACUCAGUGCACGGGUCCUGCUCGUGUUGCGUCAGUUUUUUAAUUAAAUCUCAACAUUCUAUAUUUUCUGUUGAAAAACAUAAUGUACCCACUUUGUUAUGAAAUAUUAAAUUAUUUGGGACAAUUAUAUUCAUUGUUAAUAUUAAUUAAUGAAAGUUUGUUAUGUAGGCUAGUGAUAAUGUGUCCUAUGACAGUUGUAAAGUUUGUAAUUAAUGUCAAACCAGAACCAUAAUAUAAAGAAGAGAUACU
Schistocerca gregaria is the source of this 5181-nucleotide messenger RNA. Its product is annotated as F-box/LRR-repeat protein fbxl-1-like. Bases 687 to 2405 code for a protein of 572 amino acids. NCBI's taxonomy places the organism in Eukaryota, Metazoa, Arthropoda, Insecta, Orthoptera, Acrididae. Gene Ontology annotation, molecular function: protein binding. The transcript has 8 exons. The record is from RefSeq and is a predicted model, not a curated record.